AUGAGCGGCGAGCCUUACAUCCCCAGCAAUGACAGCAAACAUCCCCGUUGGCUACUCCAUCUGGAAGAAUGGCGUGUGUAUCCUUACGAUCAGAUAGAAGAUGACCGAUCUUAUGGAAUCAUUUCAUACACCUGGGGUAUGUGGGCGGAUUUUGACAAGCCAGUCAGCACCGAUUACUUGCCACGAUAUUGCUUCACGGUAAAAGGAGAAAAGCAAGAAACAGGUCUCCCCUGGGAUAUCCCAACCGUCGCCGAGCUAUCCAUUGGAGAAGCUAAAAAGCUUCUGCUGGAAACUAUUCGUGCAAAAUAUGUCUGGUGGGACUGGAUGUGUGUUCCCCAGGGUAUGGCAAAUAAAAAGGUCACAUUGCGGUGCGAAAAGCUGAAAAGCGCUGCAGGCGAGGAAAUCGCUAAGCAGAGGCAAAUUUUUGAAGGCGCGAAAGAGGGCAUUGUCUGGCUACAUCGCACGACCUGGGCAAAUUGCCCUAAAUUAUCAACGUACCUUAAAGCGGAUUUCAGGCCGCGCAAGAACCUUGCAGACAUGCUCUUUGAGUUCCGCUUAUGCCUAGAAGAUGCCCAACAGGAUGAACCUUGGCUCACCUCUGGCUGGACGCUCCAAGAGGGUGUUCUACUGCAAGAGUCGCUUCUGUUUGAUUGCGACGGCAAAUGCCAUCCCAUCGACUCACCAGCUCAGAAAAUUGCCACAGUGGAAUACCUCUCGUUUCCAGCCACACAGCUCGCUGACUGUAUCACCAGUGCUUUUCUCCGGCACAGUGAGGGUUGGACCUCUUCGUACGGAAUGCCACAAGGCACUCCAGACAUAGUGCAGAAAGCCGUUGACUUCAUCAGCACCGGACCCCGGGAUAAUAACUACACCGAGAACUAUAGGUAUGCGGGCCGCUUUCUCUCCUGGCUUGUACACUCAGGGCUCAUAGCCUACUGGCCCCACGAACAGACGGUGCUCUAUCUUCUGGCUGGGGCACAGAGCCGAAGGUUCACAAAGAAAGAAGAUGAAUGCUGGGCUUUGAUAGGUGCCCUGAAUCUGACAGACCAAAACCUUGUACCAUGGUACUCUGAGGCAACUGAUAAAGAUAAAGAGAAAAAGGAACAGGAUUUGCGCGAUAUUAAGAGGCAAUUCUUCGUAUCCACAUUGAAGAAAUAUCAAUGGGAACUAUUCUUAACACCAACAGUGGAGGAUCAAAGAUAUCAUCAGAUGACAUGGCCUGAAAGGGUAGUCCAUGGAGGAGUUAUGCCGCUGGGGAUAUAUUUCACCUCCGAAAUUAGGAAAAACUUACCUGGUCUGGAAUAUGAUACGAAGAACGAUCAGCUUAUCAUAAUUCCACAGGAAAAACCACAGGAAAAACCACAGGAAAAAACACAGAAGUUCAUCCGCUUAGAGCAAGAUGUUUUUGCCAGGCAUUACAGGCAAAGAGUUCUCUACAAAAAGGGCUCCGAAGAGCCUGGAUGUGUCAGUUUUGGUUACAAUGUUGAAUCCAGAAACUCUAGUGACAAUUCUGGGUUUAUUGAGGUGACCACGAUCUCGAAGGAGACUACCUCUGGGGUCGAGAAGGGUCGUUCAAAGACAUAG
Messenger RNA from Aspergillus nidulans FGSC A4, 1584 nucleotides. RefSeq lists its product as uncharacterized. The coding region runs from base 1 to 1584 and encodes 527 amino acids. NCBI's taxonomy places the organism in Eukaryota, Fungi, Ascomycota, Eurotiomycetes, Eurotiales, Aspergillaceae. The record is from RefSeq and is a predicted model, not a curated record. The transcript has 3 exons.